Messenger RNA from Lactuca virosa, 1236 nucleotides. NCBI's taxonomy places the organism in Eukaryota, Viridiplantae, Streptophyta, Magnoliopsida, Asterales, Asteraceae. The record is from the annotation of a GenBank genome assembly.
AUGUCUGCUCGUAUUGGGGUGGAGGACAUUCCGGAGACGUCCGGGUUAGCGCCGGCCUCUCCGACUCUUGGGGAGCUUUUGAAGUAUGUUAAUGAAGUAAAUGGUGAUGAGACGACAGGUCAUCGUGUUUUGGAAAUGAACCAAAUGAGCAACGAACCUCAGCCGUUGCCGUUUGUUUUGGCCUUCAGUAAUCUGACCUAUAGCGUGAAGGUACCGAGCAAAUUCGGGAUUCCUGCUGUUCUCGGGGGUCGGAAUAGGCCAGCCGCUCUUCCGGCGAUGGCGGCGGAACCAGUUGGAGGAGAGAAGCUGGUUUCGAGGAGUAAGAUUUUGUUGAAUGAAAUUUCUGGUCAAGCGAGGGACGGCGAGAUACUGGCGGUGCUUGGAGCUAGUGGAUCUGGGAAAUCUACUUUGAUUGAUGCUUUGGCGAAUCGAAUCUCCAAAGGAAGUUUGAAAGGUAACAUAACUUUGAAUGGAGAUCAAUUAGAAUCCAGAUUGCUAAAGGUGAUCUCAGCUUAUGUCAUGCAAGACGAUCUGUUAUUUCCGAUGUUAACCGUGGAAGAAACGUUGAUGUACGCUGCCGAGUUCCGCCUCCCUCGGUCGCUAUCAAAAACAAAGAAGAAGCUUAGAGUUCAAGCCCUAAUUGAUCAGUUAGGGCUCCGAAACGCCGCCAAAACAAUCAUCGGUGACGAAGGACACAGAGGAGUCUCAGGCGGAGAACGACGACGUGUUUCCAUCGGAGCUGAUAUCAUUCACGAUCCUAUUCUCCUGUUUCUGGAUGAGCCAACGUCCGGCCUCGACUCCACCAGUGCUUACAUGGUAGUCAAGGUGCUGCAACGUAUUGCACAAACCGGAAGCAUCGUCAUAAUGUCCGUACACCAGCCAAGUUACCGGCUUCUCGGGUUACUCGACCGGCUAUUGUUUCUGUCUCGUGGACAGACUGUUUACAGUGGCUCGCCGGCAAAUCUCCCUUUCCUUCUUCGCCGAUUUUGGCCAUCCAAUUCCGGAGAAAGAAAAUCGUACGGAAUUUGCCCUCGAUUUGAUCAGAGAUCUCGAAGGUUCUCCUGGAGGAACAAAAAGCCUAGUCGAAUUCAACAAAUCUUGGCAACUCCUGAAGCGAUCCCGACACACCCAAACCACCGGCAACGAAACUCCGACACAUGGCUUAUCGCUUACAGAAGCGAUAAGUGCGAGUAUAUCACGCGGCAAAUUAGUCUCCGGAGCCACCAGCGACCCUAA